AUGGCCAGCGAAAUCCUUGACCGCUAUCAGGCUCUAUCCUCUUCCUCUGAUAGAUCUAAUGUCACAUCCGUUCUCAAUUCAAUUAUCCUCGCACCACCAACCACCUUCAACUCGACUUCUCGAGGCGAUCUCAUUCGCCUGAUCUUGGAAGACCUCAAAUCAUUCGGAAAGGGUAGACUGGCGGGUCCAGGUUCGGCUACAAUCUCGACAAAUGCUGCAAAGGCUUUGCUCGCCGUCAAAACCCUCGGACGGGACCCCUCAGGAUCUGAAGUCAUUGCUCAAGUACAGAACAUGACAGCUCUCUUGGAUUUCCAGUCGUCCUUGAAGGAUUAUCCUGAUGCUGCAAAUGAAGCCAUCAGGUGUAUCGCCAAUGCACUGUUGCUGGUCGAGUCUGCUCGGGCCCGGUUUUUGAGCACAGAUGUCAAUGGUCCCGACGUAUGCGUUCCGCUUCUCGAUAAAGCUUCGACACCAGACCAAAUCUUCAUCAUCUCCCGUGUUCUAUUCCUUGCCUGUGCUUCCGGAAGCCACCGCAUCCAGCAUCUAGUCGAGAACAAGUUCAAUGGACGAUAUCUUGUAGACAUCAUCACCGCCAAGGUGGACUCCCUUGUCAUUCCAGCGCAGACGGCAGCUCCCAUGGCUCGGGAAGCGAUGACCGAUAUCUUGAAGCUCGCUUUCUAUCUUCUUGUUCACUACCCCAAGUUGGUAGAGACAGAGCCGCAGGUGGAACGCAAGGAAGGCGAUGGCAAAGUCAUGGGGGAUUUCUGGAAUUCUCGACUCGACGGUUUCCUCGGUGCAUCGAUCAAAGUCUUCUUGGCACUCUCGCCCAUGUCCCCCUGCCCUCUGGCUGCGCCCUUGACCCACGCAAUCCACGCACUCAUUUCCAUCCCUGUGUCCCCUGCAUUGAAACCAGUGUGGUUCCCCCAGCCCCCGUCUGGUCGUAAUUCGACAAGCAGUUCGCCCAAGUCCUCCACUCCGAAACGGUCAUCUUCUGUGUCGAGUAGCCGCAGCGCAUCUCCAGCACGGGGUUCUGCUUCACCGAAGCCUAGCACUCUCGAACGUGCAAUCUCCGUCUUGACUCGCAAGUCACUCUCCCGACCCUCCUCACCUACAAACCCUAUGAUUGUCGUAGACAAGGCUCUGGAGUUGCUCGACAUAACCCUCGUUCGUUAUUUCCCUGGGACUAUCGAAGUCGACGAUGCGUCUGUGAAGCAGAAGGUGAAGGAAGACGGCCAGGACUCGUUGGACGACAUGGUUCCUCCUCUUGCUGUCUUACUUUCCCGAUUGUGCAUUGGUGACGAGGGUGCUCGGGCGAGGGUCAGACAGUUUAUUGCGCCGGACGACUUGGAUCGGUCAUCACCUCUGGAAAAGAGGGAGGAUCUUUUGGGUCGGUGCUUGCGGUUGCUUGGGUCUGUCUACCACCCCAGACUCAAGGACGCCAUCGGUGAAAUGUUGUUUGCGAUGUGCGAUUCCAAUGCGUCGACCCUGUCCGGUCUGCUGGGCUAUGGCAAUGUCGCUGGAUUCCUCUUCAACAAGGGCAUCCUCAGUGCACCCGCUGCCUCUGAAUCCACGGCACCUACCACAACCGCCACUGGCGAAGCGAUCAAUCCUAUCACCGGCACAACUCAGAAACCCAAGUCCGAACUGCCAGAAAUGACCGACGAAGAGAAAGAACGAGAGAUGGAGAAACUCCUCGUCCUGUUCGACCGGUUGGAGAAGACCGGUGCUCUCCCCAAAGACCAGAACCCUAUUCGCAAAGCUAUUCAGGAAGGCAAGUUGCCGACUUCUUAAACGCCUGUUUUUUCGCCCCUUCUUCCAAAACGUUACCCCUUUCUUGUUUUCCUGGUUGACGACUGAUUGAUUCCAAACAUGACGAUUACCUACGUUUUCCUGCAAAACUAUACCCUAAUUUGUAAAUGAUCUGCAGUCUCAGUAAUGAUUAGAUGUAUAUAGCUCGACGUCCAACUACUAAUGAAAUGUGAUUUGUCCAAUUCAAA
Messenger RNA from Coprinopsis cinerea okayama7#130, 1994 nucleotides. RefSeq lists its product as hypothetical. Gene Ontology annotation, biological process: G protein-coupled receptor signaling pathway. The coding region runs from base 1 to 1788 and encodes 595 amino acids. Gene Ontology annotation, molecular function: G-protein alpha-subunit binding; guanyl-nucleotide exchange factor activity. The transcript is spliced from 7 exons. Gene Ontology annotation, cellular component: cytoplasm. The record is from RefSeq and is a predicted model, not a curated record. Lineage: Eukaryota; Fungi; Basidiomycota; Agaricomycetes; Agaricales; Psathyrellaceae.